Molecule: messenger RNA, 3463 nt
Organism: Dimorphilus gyrociliatus
Lineage: Eukaryota; Metazoa; Annelida; Polychaeta; Dinophilidae
Source: the annotation of a GenBank genome assembly
AUUCUCCGGGCUAGCCCCUAGCCGCCUGACUCACAAAUGGCGAACACCAACCCUUUUAGUGAAGAAGAUUUAUCGACUCAGGAGGAAGAAGUACAAGAAAACUCAUCUCAUGAAUCUAGUCCAAUAAAUGAACGAAUAAGCUGGGAUCAUAUUGCACGGAAAUUGCUAGAGGAACAAUACCUUCUGACUGCUUUAGAGUUACAUACAGAAUUGAUUGAGGCGGGUAGAGAAAAUUCAAAGCUGAGAGAUUUUUUCUCAAAUCCAGCUAAUUUCGAGAGAACAAGACAAACGGACUUUCCUAAUACAACGUUACCCAGGACAUCAAGUUGUCAGACAUUUGAUUCUUUGGAUUUCGCCCGAUACUCGGAUGAUGGUGAGCGUCAAGAAAGUGAUAAAGUAGCCGUCUUAGAAUUUGAGUUAAGAAAAGCCCAGGAAACUAUUCGAUCGUUAAGAGCAGCCUUGACAAAAACUGCUGAAACAGAAACAGAAUUGUUAACAUCUCCUGACGCUUCAAACAAUAAAAUCACUGAAGCAGCAAUUGAAGAUGAGGAGUGCAUUAAACCUUACGAAAAACGUGCUAUCAAUUUUCUUGUUAAUGAAUAUUUAUUAAGUCACGAUUAUAAAAUAAGUUCUGUUACUUUUUGUGAAGAAAAUGAAAAUCAAGAUUUUGACGAUUGGGAUGAUGUUGGCCUAAAUGUUUCGAAGCCACCAAAUUUAUUACACUUAUAUCGUGAUUACGGGCAUCAUGCAAUAGAAGUUGUGGAAAAGAUUGAUAAUAGCACUACAGCGGAUCUUGAUAGCGAGGAAAUUUUGAAAAAAGACGAAAUAAUUACGCAUCUAAAUGAUAGAAUAACUAAUUAUGAAGAGAGAAUAGAAACAAUGCAAACAGAAAAUGAAUUUCUCAGUCACCGAUUAAAAUCAUCUGAAAAAGAUAAUCAAAUAACUAAAUUUUCUGCUACAUCAACACCUGCUGUUAGUCCAAUUAAACCGUCCAUUAAUCAGACCAAAACCGACUCAAUAGUAGCAAACGCUGGAAGCGAUAUACAAUUUGAAAAUUCUGCAAAAGAAACAAUUGAACAAACACCUGAUUCAAGUUAUAGUAAAAAUGACUCUUGGGAAGCUAUCAAUCAAACUAUACCAGAGUCAUUCUCUAAAAUAUUAUUUCAAUCAGCUUUCUACUCACCUCACGACAAUCGUAUUGUGAAUGAAGUUACAGCUGUAAGGGAUAAUGAUGAUGUUAUCCCUAUGCUAGGUCGAUGCUUGCCACACAUAGUCCCAAAUGUAUUACUCAAUAAGAGAGAAGAACUUAUUCCUGUUAUCUUAGCUGCUGCCAGUCUCCAUUCGGAUUCUAAAGAAAGAGAUAAAUUAUUAAAUAUUCUUUUUAAUCUUAUUAAAAAGCCUGAUAGUCAACAAAGGCAGAUCAUUCUAACUGGAUGUAUUGCCUUUGCCAAAAAUGUUGCCUAUUCAAGAUUAGAGAACGAGCUGCUACCACAGUGUUGGGAGCAAAUCGGUCAUAAAUACUUCGAACGCAGGAUGCUAGUUGCCGAAGCAUGUGGAGCGUUGGUUCCGUAUUUUUCGAACGAAUUACGAAGCUCUUUAGUUUUAUCGAUUUUGCAACAAAUGUUAGAUGACAAGAGUGACGAAGUAAGAGAAACGAGCGUUCGAAGUUUAUCAUUACUUUUCGCUUUCAUUCAAGAUGAAGGAAAAUUUGGACAGGCUGGCGAAAUGCUUCGAAGAGGUUUACUCGAUAAAAGUGAAAAUGUUGUUAAAGUUUCAAAAGAGCUGAUGCUGCCAACUUACGGCCUCUGGGCUAUUUCCCUCAAUAAACUAUCCGAAGUUAUUCAAACCUAUUUUGAUUAUUUACAAGAUGUUAUCCGAACUGCGCUGGCUACCCAAGUGGCGUCGAAUAGUCAAACUCUACCAAUCGAUACCGGAAAAUUUGGUAGAUGGAUAGAUGCUUUGGAAGAAUAUAUACCACUCCUGUUCUCAUUAGUUAUAACUUCCGCUCCCUUCUUAGAUAAAAUAUCUGACGAGCCAGAGAACGACAACGAAUAUCACCUUCUAGACGAUAGAUCCACAUCUAAUUGUCAAUUAUUGCAAUUAGACACAAUUAUUGGUAGCAAAUCUCGAACAGUUAAGCUAUUAGCAAAAUAUGAAGAGUAUAUAUCAGAAGAGUGGUACGAUAGUUGGAAAGAAUUUUCAUGGGUAGUUGAUGAUCUUUUACCGCAAUUAAUCAAUGUCGUAAAAACUGUGAGUGAUGAGGUGGAUUUUGUUGUCGAUUCUUUUUGCUCAUAUUGCCGUACUCUAUGCAAAAAUUUUGGCUUUACUUUUGUUAACACGAAGAUAUUACCUAAAUUUGAAAUGAUGUUUAGUAUUCCCAAUGAUCAAAUUGAAUCAAUAAUAUGCAAUAAUCAUAGUGUUUAUCACAAAUGUGCCCUACCUGUAUAUACUUAUUCAAUUCUAUGCACAUUCUUAUCAAAAUACGAGAAUAAGUUAUCAAAAUUCUUAAGCCGAACCUUAGAAAUGGUUGCGGAGAAUGGUGCCAAUCCUCAAUCACUACUUUCAACUUUCGCUCAGUUAUCACACGACUCAAACGUACAUGAUUUGCUUUUAAUUGUUCUCUGGGAAGCCGUUGUUCAUUCAUCACUUAAAGUUCGCUCAUUGUCUGCUAAAGUCUUCGAAGGUUUAUUGAAAAGAAUGUCUCCGGCAAAUAUAUCUAAUCGUAUCAUUCCAGCACUGGUCACUUUAUCCUCGGAUCCAGAGAUGUCUGUAAGGAGAGCUACAAUAUCACCUUUGACAUCCAUAAUAGAAACUGUAUCAUCUAGAGAGGUUUUAGAUAAGGUUCGUCUACAACUUCAAUCUUUUAUGGAUGAUAAUCUUUACGAAGGAGAGCAUCUAUUACAACUAGAGCUGAUCCAUUCACUGGCUCGUGUUGUACCAAACGCUGACGCAAAUUUUCGGGAUGAGUUUGUACUACCGAGAAUGGCAGUAAUGGCAGCGACAAAUAACCAUAAUGCAGAUGAGGCAAAACGAUUUGAAAUAGCAAUGCAAUUAUUUGAAGCCUAUAGCUCGCUAUCAUGUUGUGUCAUGAACGAACAAGUCGCGGGAGAAUUUUUGCUACCUGGAUUAGUUUGCGUUCAGCGUGAUAUCGCGCAAUUAGCUCCAGAUCGAGUAGAUAUUGUUCAGUCCUUGCUCCGCGACGUGCAAGAUCGGUUAUCCACGUCUGAUCCGCGUUUUGCAACAUCUACAUCCUUUGGUGAUAUGGGCGUUACAUCAAAAAUGUUUAACACUUUUAAAGACCUCAAAGAUCGUUCAGGAUCAAAAUUAUUUGGAAAAAAAUGAAACAUUCCCAUCUCUUUUCAAUUUAUAUGAAAAAUGAAAAAAUUUAUUUAUAGGCUUAUACUUUUUUAACACUUAGCCAUUUUUCAAACAUUCCCUUAUACAUAUAUAUAUAUUAUAUAAA